Molecule: messenger RNA, 3055 nt
Organism: Pelobates fuscus (common spadefoot toad)
Lineage: Eukaryota; Metazoa; Chordata; Amphibia; Anura; Pelobatidae
Product: complement factor H-related protein 5-like
Exons: 4
Coding region: 1-2988 (995 amino acids)
Source: RefSeq, a predicted model, not a curated record
AUGGCGGAUCCCCACACGCGGCUGAGAGCCACGCUGGGUAGCCAGGACCCCCAGGAUACCGGACCCUAUAGAAGGACCACUUGGGGCGGAGAACUGCCUGGCAAGGAGCCGGUCUGGGCCCCAGGAUUUGGUGGAUUUGGCCCUGUGGGACCGGGGCGUGCUGACCCCCGGCAGACCGGUGGCUGGGGAGGCGUGCACCGACGCCGAGCAUGUGGCCGGAGAAGGGUGAGGCGUCAAAGGACUGGAGCUCCAACAGAGGUCAGCAGGAGUGUGGGAGGUGCAGUAUUAAAGCAAUUGUGCAGCUCAGGAGUAGCUGUACUGGAGGAAUCUGCUCCUUCUAAAAGCCAAAGGAACAUCUCCUCAAGAGCUGAUGGACUUGAGAAUGUUGAAUUUACCAUUCCCAAAGAAAUAAAGUGCACCCUUCCAAGAUUCCAAGAAAGUAAUCUGGUCAAGAAACCCAACCAGCUUGUUUUCAAAGUUAAUGAGGAAGUAUCAUUGUCCUGUCACAAAAACUUAUUUUUAAAUGGAGCAAAUCGUAUCCGUUGUACUUCUGAUGGCUGGGUUCCAACUUUACCAGUUUGUCAAAAGGAUACUCCUAAACCACAUGAAGUUGAUGAACAGCCUGGAAAAGCUGGAAAUCCUGAGCCUACACAACCUUCAGCUAAAAGUGCAACUCAAGAAAUAAAGUGCACCCUUCCAAGAUUCCAAGAAAGUAAUCUGGUCAAGAAUCCCAACCAGCGUGUUUUCAAAGUUAAUGAGGAAGUAUCAUUGUCCUGUCACAAAGACUUAUUUUUAAAUGGAGCAAAUCGUAUCCGUUGUACUUCUGAUGGCUGGGUUCCAACUUUACCAGUUUGUCAAAAGGAUACUCCUAAACCACAUGAAGUUGAUGAACAGCCUGGAAAAGUCUGUACUAUUCCAAAUAUAAAUAAUCUCAUAAGAAGUCCUCAUGAUACCAGUUAUGUGGUUGGCAAGGAAGUUCAAUUCUCUUGUCACGACAACUUUCAAAGAAUUGGAAAUAGAACAAGUAUUUGCACCCAAGAUGGGUGGAAACCGGAUCUGCCAACUUGUCAAGCUGAAAAUCCUGAGCCUACACAACCUUCUACUGAAAGUGCAACUCAAGAGAAAAGACAAAAAUGUCCACCAGCGCACAGCCCAUUCAAUGCUGAGAUCAAAAAUCCAAAGGCUGAGUAUUAUAGCGGUGACUCAGUAGAAAUUGAGUGUUCACCUCAGUAUAUUCUUAAUGGUGAUCGUAUAAUCCUUUGUAAGGAUGGAAAAUGGCAAUCUUCUCCUCAGUGCAUUCCUUUACAAAAGUGUCCCAAGCCACCGAUUAUAAAAGAUGGGGAGAUUACUGAAGUGACAAGAAAGAGUGAAUAUUUCACGGAUGACAUUGUGAAGUACAGUUGUAACCCUGGUUUCCACAUCACUGGGUCAGAUGAAAGUCGAUGCACAGAAAGGACAUGGUUGGCCGCUCCGCAAUGCACUGAGGACCCAUGUGGCCCCCCUCCAAGUGUAACCAACGCACAAGUUCUUUCCAAAAAAAAACAAUAUAAGCAUGGUGAAUAUGCACAAUAUGUGUGUGUGAAUAACUACAAAAUCACUGAAGAGAAACCAGCAACGUGUCUUGAAGGAAAAUGGUGGCAUGUCCCUACUUGUGUUUAUAUCUCGUGUUCACCACCACCUGAAAUUGAAAAUGGAGUGCUUACCGGUAAUAAAAAGAAUCAAUAUGCAUCUGGUGAUAAAGUGCGAUAUAGAUGCAACAAUGGAUAUGCUUUUGAGAAAAAAACAAAUGAUAAAUCUGAAGCAAUUUGUGAAGAGACACAAUGGAAAUCUAUACCUGUUUGUCGAAAAAUAGGAGAGCCCUGCGGCCCAGCCCCUGUUGUACAAUAUGGAGACUAUUUAGGACCGAAACAAAAUAAUUAUAAAUCAGGAUAUACUAUGCAGUAUAAGUGUCCAAAUUUUUAUAAAAAUGAAGGAGAAACAGUGGUUAGAUGUGAGAAUGGAGUAUGGGGACACCCACCAGUCUGUCUAGAGCCAAUCACUGCAAAUGCAAAAGACAUGAAAGAAAACAAUAUAGAUUUUAAAUGGAUAGCUCGCAAUAAGCUCUACAGUGAACAUGAUGAUGAGAUGGAAUUUAGGUGUAUUAAUGGCUUUGAGAUUUCUAAUAGAACACAUCUAAGAGUAAAGUGUAACAGAGGAGUGAUUUUAUAUCCUAAAUGCACCAAAAUUGGAUCUUGUUUGUUAUCACAAUCAACAAUGAAACAACAAAAUAUAUAUUUAAAUAGGAGUAGUGAAAUAUCUAAUGGGGAAACAGUUACUUUUGAGUGCUAUGAAAAAAUGGUGCCUGAAAAUUUUCUGCAAGCAACUUGCAUGAAUGGAAAGUUAGAUUACCCAAAAUGUUUAUUUGCAGAAAAAUGCAAGUCGGCUCCUGAAGUUCAAAAUGGAAAACUUAAAGGUGAACAAAACCAAGGUGGCUAUGAUUCAGGCUCCACUGUGGAAUUUGAAUGUGAUCCUCAACAUGUGCUCUCUGGGCCUAUAAGUGUUAAAUGUGAAAGAGGUCAGUGGUCUGAUCUUCCGCAGUGUCUUAAGCCAUGCAAAAUUUCCACAAAAUACCUCAAUGCUAGAAAUGUUGAAUUGAUAUCACCGGAAGAUGAGCACAUUUAUGAAAAUGGUGAUGAAGUAGAUUUUAAGUGCAAAACUGGUUUUAAAAAUAUAAAUUCGGGAAAUCCCUUAAAGGGAGAAUGCAAUGAUGGCAAAAUGAAGUAUCCAAAAUGUUUUCAAGGAUCAACCUGUCGUUUAAGUCAAGAGAUACUUGAUGAAAAAAAUUUGGAACUGCAUACUAACGAAAAUUAUGAUGUUUAUUAUGGAAAUGGAGAAACCAUUACAUUCAAAUGUAAGAUAGGGUUUCACAGCACAUCUGAACUGACUGGAAAAUGUGAGAAUCGGAUUCUGACAUAUCCAUCCUGCACAUUCAGGGAAUCUUCAGUAUAAAUUGCUGGCAGCAAAUGGAAAGACAAUGCAGACAAGACAACAUAGAGAUUUCCAUACGUUUGCAAGU